AUGGCGACGUACCAUCCCGCGUUCUUGCGAACACCCGCGCUACCUACUCUAUCUUCCUUCUCCUUCUGGGAUCGACGCUCGGCUUCUCCUUCCACUCAUGUAUCCGGUUCUCAGGACACUUUUGUCGCUAUCCUUUCUACACACCCGAAUAUUAUGCGUUUGAUACCGUAUUUAGCCGUCGGUGCCAGCCUCGCAAGUGCGGCACCGCUAAGCAUCAUCGUAUCGACGACCGAAGUCGGCUCGUUCCGCCUCGGCAAGCCCGUUCACGAAGUCAAGACAAAUGGUGCUCUGAUCCUCCCGCCCACCGGCAUGCGCAAGGCAUGCAACAAGAUGCAAGGCGGUAUGGCCAAGCUCUUCGCGCUCGCGGGUCUCGGCCCGGUCAUGGCGCACGACAUGAAGCUCGGGCCCGAGCACCACGUCGCGCACCUCCCGGGCGAGAAGCAGUUCUGGGAUCCCGCCAUGCCGCCGCACCACCUUGAGUGGCACCACAAUGGCGAGCACCGCGCGGAGGAGCUCAAAGCAGUGACUGUCGAUGAGAACGGCGAGCCGCCGAGGGCGCACCAUCGCCACAUGCACCAUGGCGGCCAUUUCCGCCACAUGCAUCACCGCGGGUCGUUCAUCCGCCGUAUCCACCGUGCGCUCAUGUCGCUGGGCCCAUGGGAAGGCCGUGCGAUCGCAUUCGUCCUCGGAUGCGGCAUCGGCGUUCUCCUUCGCAUGAUCUGGGUCAUGUUUGUCGUCUUUAAGCGCGUGUUCAGCGGCAGCGAGACGGAUGAGAGGAGUGAGGAUGAGGCGGAGUACGAGCGCGUUGCUGUUCUGCUGCCUAUGGAGAUGGAGAGCGAGGAGCUGUUCGCUGCGCCGCCGGAGUACUACGCCGACGAGAAGACGCCGGUUGUUGAGGAGAAGAAGGACGACAAGAACUAG
Messenger RNA from Peniophora sp. CBMAI 1063, 921 nucleotides. The record is from the annotation of a GenBank genome assembly. Lineage: Eukaryota; Fungi; Basidiomycota; Agaricomycetes; Russulales; Peniophoraceae.